UGCAGGCGCUUGGGGAGUAAGGAGGGGAGGAGGGAGCUGUUUCCUGUACAUUUCAUAUAUAAGAGGUGAGAUGCACUUCUGGCUCACACACCUCUCACCAGUAUUCCUCAUCAGCUGUCCUCACUCGUCGCCAGCAUGCGUCACUUCGUGGUCUUGGCCGCUCUGGUGUUGGCUGUCUGCUUCCUGGCUCCGUCACACGCCCACCGUCCCUAUGGCGGUUAUGGCUACGGUGGUAAAUACGACAUUGGAGGUGGCGGUGGCGGCGUUGGAGGCGGUGGCGGCCUUGGAGGCGGCGGCGGCGGUAAGAUUGUAGGCGGUGGUGGUGAAUACAACAUUGGAGGUGGCGGUGGCGGCGUUGGAGGCGGUGGCGGCCUCUUAGGCGGCGGCUACGGUGAGAUUGUAGGCGGUGGUGGUGAAUACAACAUUGGAGGCUACGGUGGCGGCCUUGGAGGCGGUGGCGGCUACGGUGGACGCAAAGGUGGUGGAGGUGGAAGAAAAGGCUACGGAAGGUAAACUACUCCAACUUUACCGCGUACUCUACCCUCCACAGGACCAAGUUUACACUAUUAUAUUCCGGGAAAAGAAAGAAUUCAGAGGUUUACUUGAGAACCACAACAGCUUUGCGGAUCACAGAUGCCCAAACCUGCUCUACAGCGCCUGAUUAUAUUUUAACUGUAUUCAAAUACUUCAUCACAUAACUUGUCACUCAGUAAAAUAUAUCCAAAAUGUUAUUUUUAAAUUUUUGAUAAAAAAUAUCAGACGUGCUUUCUUUGUUUCUAUUUGUUUUAGCUUCCAAGAAUUUUUUUAAUUUGUUAUAAUGUAGUAUUGCAAUGUGUGAAAAUAAACUUUUUACUGCA
Messenger RNA from Procambarus clarkii (red swamp crayfish), 857 nucleotides. Lineage: Eukaryota; Metazoa; Arthropoda; Malacostraca; Decapoda; Cambaridae. The record is from RefSeq and is a predicted model, not a curated record.